AUGUACCUCGGUUUUGAGGUCACGGUUCGGUUCAUUUUCGGUACAGUAAAAAAACAAAAUGCAAAAUAUAAAUGUGCUAGUUUUUUAUUACACACUUUUGUGCUUUCAACAAUAGGAACAUUAGCCUAUACAAAGCUAGAAUUCUGCUCAAAAAGUAGCGGGUAUUUAAAGAUAAUCCAACAACAAUUUGCCUUUCAGACCCCACGUAUUGGUCAGCUUUCUUUCUGAAAGAAAGAAGAAAAAAGAAAUCCUGUGCUAAAGAGAAAAGCAAUCCCAAUGACAAAGAUUUUACAAAUGAAGUGCCUCAAUGAAACAUUUUUUUUUUUAUGAACGGUUUUUAAAAGCUUUAUUGGUGGAUUUUCUCAAGUUAAAGCACCACACAGAAAUUAAUAAAUUUAAUUGUGUAAGCAGGAUGUGUGUAUUAUUCUUAUUAUUUGAUUACAGGUGUUCUCGCUCAUUUCAAUUUAUUUUAUUUAAAUGGGCUAUUAUUUAUUUUAUUAUGUGUUUAUAUUUUACAAAUGUGAUGUAGUAUUCAUUUAUAUUGUAUAUUUUAUGAUGUAUAACCUAAGUUCCUAUGUGAAUAUUAGUUCCUACUUGUUUUGUUGUGGUAGGAGGAGGGCUUUGUAUUGAACACGGGGCCGUGUUGGUUAUCAUUAUAGCAGAGAAGACAGCUGUAAAUCAACAAAGACACGUCAUCUGUGCCCUGAUCUACCACUCAAGAGAUCUGAUGGACUCAAAAACUUGCCACUAUCAAGAGUGAGUCUCGUUUGAAGCAUCUUCUACAGAGGUUGCCAAGUUACUGUCCAGAGUCUAUGAAUGAGCUGUGGGUUUGUAUCAACUCUACACUUCCAGGAGUAUCAAGAAAGUCGGACAGCUGGGCAGGGCUUGGUUGCUGUGAGCUGGCUAUCUCAUCUGAGUGCCGCAGGGAAUGCAGACAGGCAUCAUCCAAAAAUGACCUAACAAAAGUAUGCAAAAAAGUCACUGAGAAUCCUCUACACAGCUGCAUUACCAAAAAUGAAAUGGGCUCCACAUGCUGCAGCUAUGCCGGGCGUCACACCACCUGUAGGGAGUACUGUCAAGCCAUCUUCAGGACUGACUCGACUCCCACCGUGUCUCAAAUCAAUGCCGUCAAAGAGUACUGUCAGAGCCACAGUGCUCAACUCCUCAGUUGCGUCAGCAAUUUCACCAAGUCCUACCCAAUACGCAGUCCUAUAGACAGUCUGUACUGCUGUGACCGAGCAGAGGCUCCACACUGUCAGUCUGCUUGCCGCCGAAUCCUCCGUACCUUGAGCACAGAGCAUGAGAUAAUGGAAGGUUUGAUCGAAGAGUGCGGCUCCCAGCCUCUCCCCCAAGAUCCCAUGUGGCAGUGCUUUCUGGGAAGUGCUCAUCCCCCAUCCCCAACUGAAAAAGAAGUCCCACAUCCUGCCAAAAUGGACUGUGCCAAACUGCACUGCUGCUCCAAGGCCAACACCUCACUCUGCAGGGACAUGUGUCAGGAAAUUAGCACAAAUUGGGGAAGCCAGACAUGGCAAGACUUUGAUCAACUGUGUGAGUACAACCCCGUGGAGACUGAACUGAACAACUGCCUAGCUGAUGUCAGAGAGCCCUGCCAGUUGGGAUGCAAGGAUCUCUCCUACUGCACCAACUUCAACAAUAGGCCUACAGAGCUGUUUCGCAGCUGCAACAUUCAGUCAGACCAAGGAGCUAUGAAUGAUAUCAAGCUGUGGUCCAAUGGAACAAUUAAGAUGCCUUUUAUGAACAUUCCUGUGCUAGACAUCAGGAAGUGUCUGCCGGAUAUGUGGAAGGCAGUUGCAUGCUCUUUGCAGAUCAAACCAUGUCAUAGCAAGUCCAGAGGGAGCGUCAUUUGCAAGUCAGAUUGUUUAGAAAUCCUGACCCAAUGUGGGGACAGAAAACGUUUCCACGAGGGACAAACUCCUGAGGGGAUAUGUGAGCUGCUGUCACCCAUUGAUGACCCUGAACGCUGCAUCCCCCUCCACAGAUACCUCACCCCUAGUUCUCUGGGAAACAGUGUUGUUGAAGAGGUCAUCCAUCCAUGCAACCCUAACCCGUGCCCAAGCAACCACUUAUGCCAGGUGAACAGAAAAGGUUGCCUUUAUGACCUCAACUGUCAGCCAUUCCUCUGUGUGCCAGGGUGUAAACUCGGCGAGGCGUCCGAUUUUUUGGUGCAGCAGGACGCUCGUUUACAGGUGCCGACUCGCACCGGUCCGGCUGGGUGCUAUGAGGUCUGCACUUGUGGUCCCAGUGGACGCCUGGAGAACUGCGUGGAGAUGCCUUGUGUGGAUACCACUAAGUCUUGCCUUGUGGGAGGACAAAAGAGGAAUCACGGGGUAUCUUUCAAGGUUGACUGUGACACCUGCUUCUGCUUUGCUGGCCACCCUAUCUGUUCUGACAGAGAAUGUCUCACCAUUGAAAGCUCAGAUGAAGAUCGUCUACAUUUUACUGGUCUUCCAUGUAACUGUCCAGACCACUUCAUCCCAGUGUGCGCUUCCAACGGCCGCACAUACCCAAGUGCCUGUGUGGCUCGCUGUGUGGGUUUCAAGGACCAUCAGUUUGUGUUUGGCCAGUGCCGUUUAACUAACCCCUGUGCCAGUAAACCAUGCCAGAGAAACCAGAGGUGUAUCCCAAAAUAUCAAGUUUGCCUGAGUGACGUGUCGGACUGCUUGCAGUACGAAUGCGUGGGCCGUCAGAUGGCCUGCGACAAAAACAGUCUGGAGCCCGUCUGCGAUACCGACGGUGUCAUUCACGCUAGUCUGUGUCAGCUCCAGCAAGCAGGGAAAACUCUUGCCUAUAUGGGCCACUGUCAGGAAUCCUGCAAGAGUCGGCAGCAAGUUUGUGGCCAAAACGGCGAGACCUAUAAUACGGUGUGUGAGGCCUACUCGGACCGAGUGGCUAUCGACUAUGAGGGACACUGUCAAGCUGUGGGAGCCACGUCAGGAACGGCAGCCGACUCCGCUUGCAGUCUUGUAUCUUGUCCACAAUUGUCACCUUCGGGCUGCAAGCCUGUCACACCCCCAGGGGCCUGCUGUCCAAUCUGUGCCAGUAUGUUGCAGGUGCUCUGGAACAAAGAACAAAUGAACACUUUCUCAAAGUUAAACAGGAACCAGCCAGUGUCUGUCCAUGACGUCCUUCAAAUCCUGCGACUUCACGUGUCCGUCCCGCAGUGUGAUGUCUUUGGCUACCUCAGUAUUGACCACGAGCUGGUGAUUCUCAUUGCUCCUGUGGAUGAGCACCCAACUUCCCUGCAGAUUGAAGCCUGCAGUAAAGAAGCUGAGAAGAUAGAUUCCCUCAUAAACUACGCCAGUCCAACACUCGUUUCCCACGUACCCCUCUCUGCUCUUGUUGCCUCCGAGACUAAGACAUCUUCCGUCAAUUCAUCCGGAGGAACUCUAUUGCCCUUGCACCCUAUCCUGUGCCUUCUACUGGGUCUGUUUAUAGCUGCAGCCUCGAGCCCCCAACAGCUGUAAAUACUCAGUAUUCCCUCCUAUUCUAAUCACUUGUAUAACAGUCUUGCAAAAGGAAGCCAUGGCGGUGCCUCUUGACAAUCAUGAUUGACUCACCAGCGUGUCAAACAAUCAAGGUGGAAAAGCUAUUACUAUGAAAAGCUUUGUAAAUACAGUAUUAUAAGUCGAUGACUUCCUCACUUUAUGUUCUACAAUAUGGUGUGCUCAUGAGUACAUUGUACGUGUGCAUUUUUGAAGCACCUGGCUUAAAACGAUCAGUGUUAAAUCCCAGCAACCAAGCUCUUCUCUAAAAUGUGUUUUGUCAGUAUUGUUUUAGCUAUUAUGUUCUAUUUCAGCCUUUGUGUAUGUGUAUGCAAGUGUGUAUGGAAAAAAACUCAUACUUGGUCGUUGGUGUUAAAAUACAUCCAGAUUUUUAUUGUAUAGAGCCAGCUAUCAAUCAAAAUGUGAGGUAUACCUCAAUUAGCAUUUAAACAACAAGCCUCAACAGUGUUAGAGAUGCUAUUGGUGUUGUAGUAGUUCACAUAGCUCACUUUCAUGCAGCCGGUAUGUGCAGGGUGAAGUAAAAACUUUCCUUGUGACCACGUGGUAGAAAAAAAGGAUUUAAUUGAUAUUUUGGAUAUCUUUAGUUUAGUGUGAACAUCCUUCACACAUUGCUUCCUUUUUAUUACCAAAGACAAUCUAAAAAAGAUGUGCGGAUGACAAAUCACCCAAUCCGUAGGAGGUUAUAAAACCAUAUGUCGAAGGCAAAAAAGAAGGUGAUGGAUGAUUAGUGCCUUUCAAGAUUGCAAGUCAAAAGUGAGUUUAUUCAGCUUGUUUGUACUUUUAUACAAAACACAAAAGUGACCCUUUAGUUAGUUUUAUGUGUAGUGUGGCUUUGCACAUCCUUUGGAUGUCUUCAGGUUCAGGUGUUUUCUUUUUUUUUUUUUUUGUCUAAUGAUCCGAGCCUUUGUAUAAAAAUCUUGGCACACCCACAAUGAUAAUUCCAAAGAGCAUAUGCUUUGUAUGUAUACGGUAUUACAUAUAGAUUUAGGAGUAUCUGAACAGGGUGAUGUUGUUUUGUGCCAUCUUGUUUUUAAUGAUUAAAAACACAAGAAAAGUUGUCUUAUUACAUGAGCCUGUAUUACUGUUGUGAUUAUUAUUGGGUUCCAUGUGUCACCAUUUGUGAAUUCACCCAUUCUUUAGUUUCUAAUCCAUCCUCUGUUAUUCGUUAAUAUUUGUAGGCAGGCCAAAGCCUUUUGUAGUAUACGUGUACUCUUUUGAUGCAAUCUUAUUGCAUCCAUGUGCCAAGUAAUAUGUUGAAGUAGGGGGAUGGGCAUUAGCAUGUGAUGAUAUGUGACUUUUGUUUGGGAAUAUGAAGGUUUGUAAAAUUAGGAAGACACCAUCUUGGACUAUGGUUUGUAAAAUGAAAAAAAAAAUCGACGCCAUACAAUAUCAUGGUUUUAUUGAUGUGUGCCAAAUGAGGGUUAAACAGUAGGAUUGUAAAUGCAUACUGUAUGUUCUUGUGUGGAAACAUUUUCAACAUUCUUCAUAUCCAGUUUGACGUCCAUGUACUAGUAUGAUCGUAAAAUGGAUAUCAAGAAUAUUAGACAAAUUCUUUCCAUAAAGCCAUUUGAGCAUUAUUUAUUCAAUGUAUCGGAUAAAUGCCCAAAUCACUUUAUGCUCACUCUCCAUCCCAUUUUGUGUCAGGCCAGUAGCUCUUAAGUAUUAAAAGGGAUUUCACCUGUUUGUAAAUUUAAAGUAUAAUAUAGAAGCCAUCUAAUAACCAGACAAUCAGCUUCUCACUACCUAUAGUCCUUUCAGGGUGGAGAAGAUUUCCACUAUAUGCUUUGCAUAUUGUCUUUUGAAGUAUUACUAUUGCAAUAUUUUUUGUUCAGAAAGUUCUCUAUAUUUGAUAAGUAUAUGAAAAAUGUAUCACGUGUGCCAUGUAUUUAAAGAGUUGUUUUUGUGCAUGACGACAUUUGUGUUUAUAUCUAUUUGCUUCACCUAACUGCCUGUACAGCACAUAAGUCCCAGUCUUUAACAGUAUUACUGUACUAGGCAGAUUAGAUCAGGGUACAAAGGAAUAUUAGGGUUACUAUGGGAGGAAGAAAUUAAAAUUGUGAUUUUUUUUUUCACAUUUGAGAAUAAAGUCACAUUGUUUUGAGAAUACAGUCAAGCUUUAUUAUAGAAUGGGAGUCGUAAAAUUAUGGGCAUAAAAUCAUUUUAUAGAAUGAAUGUGAAAAAAAAAAAAUCCCACAUGAAUAUUACGACUGAAAUCUAACUUUGAGAUGGACCGUAUUUAUCACAAAAUGAUGACUUUGUGUGAAUAGUUCAAGUGUCACUGUUGUGUAAAAGUUUCUAUUCUCCAUUACAGGAAACCUCACCUGGCUCCUACACAUAUUAUUGUAUUGUAUAAUGUCAUUUUUGUUAUUACUGAAUGUUUUGUGUUUGUUCAUGCCAACAUGGUUAGUCUGUGCCUUGCUUUCUUUACUAUAUUUAAAGGUCUUUCCACAUUUGCCUAAAACAUCAGGACUGAAAGACUAAAAAACAUUGCAAUUACAGAUGUGAAGAUGUAAAUGAAUCUAAUGCGGUGGAACACCACUGUUCUAUCCAAAGUUAAAAUAAAGAUAUAAAAAUAA
Molecule: messenger RNA, 6100 nt
Organism: Corythoichthys intestinalis (scribbled pipefish)
Lineage: Eukaryota; Metazoa; Chordata; Actinopteri; Syngnathiformes; Syngnathidae
Gene: reck
Product: reversion-inducing-cysteine-rich protein with kazal motifs
Exons: 20
Coding region: 813-3485 (890 amino acids)
Biological process (GO): sprouting angiogenesis; extracellular matrix organization; blood vessel maturation
Cellular component (GO): plasma membrane
Molecular function (GO): metalloendopeptidase inhibitor activity; protein binding
Source: RefSeq, a predicted model, not a curated record